CCUGAACGCUUCACUCUCUCCUCCACAGCUCAGACGCCAGCCUCCUGAACCUUCAUCACCAUGACAUCCUUUGGCUCCAGGUCUGCUGGUGGAGGAACCUACCUGAGCAGCAGCAGGUCCAUGUAUGGGGCCAUCGGGGGCCCUCGGAUGAGGAUGUCCACCGCCAGCUCCGCCAUGUCGGUGUAUGGAGGUGGCAGUGGCGGCUUCGGAUCAGGUGGAGGAGCAGGUAGCUUCGGCUUCGGAUCAGGUGGAGGAGCAGGUGGCUUUGGCUUCGGAGCAGGUGGAGGAGCAGGUGGAGCCGACAGCAUCACCAUCUCAGCCAAUGAGAAGGCCACGAUGCAGAACCUGAACGACCGCCUGGCGUCCUACCUGGAGAAGGUCCGCAAGCUGGAGGCCGCCAACGCCGAGCUGGAGCUGAAGAUCAGGCAGUUCCUGGAGAAGAAGACGUCUCCUUCGGCCAGAGACUACAGCAGCUUCUUCGCCACCAUCGCUGACCUGCAGGGAAAGAUCCAGGCGGCAACUAAAGUAAACGGAGGCAUCCUGCUCUCCAUCGACAACGCCAAGCUGGCCGCAGAUGACUUCAGGGUCAAGUACGAGAGCGAGCUGGCCAUGAGGCAGUCGGUGGAGGCCGACAUCGCCGGGCUCAGGAGGGUUCUGGAUGAGCUGACUCUGGCCAGGAGCGAUCUGGAGAUGCAGAUCGAGGGCCUGAAGGAGGAGCUGGUCUUCCUCAAGAAGAACCACGAGGAGGAGCUGAUGGCCAUGCGCGCUCAGAUGAGCGGCCAGGUGAACGUGGAGGUGGAAGCUGCUCCAGGACAGGACCUCAGUAAGAUCAUGGAGGAGAUGAGGGACCACUACGAGACCGUUGCUGCCAAGAACCGCAGAGACCUGGAGGCCUGGUUCCAGUCUAAGACAGAAGCACUGAACAAAGAAGUCGCCUUCAGCACAGAAACUCUCCAGUCAUCCAAAUCAGACAUCUCAGAGCUCAAGCGGACUCUGCAGGGUCUGGAGAUCGAGCUGCAGGCGCAGCUUAGCAUGAAAGCCGGCUUGGAGGGAACUCUGGCAGAGACUCAGAACCGCUACGCCAUGCUGCUGGCGGGUUACCAGAACCAGGUGUCUAUGCUGGAGGAGCAGCUGAUGCAGCUGAAGGCCGACCUGGAGCGGCAGUCCCACGAGUACCAGAUGCUGCUGGACAUCAAGACCAGGCUGGAGAUGGAGAUCGCCGAGUACAGGAGGCUGCUGGACGGGGAGGGCGGCAGCAGAGUCCCCCCCGCCCCCCCCAAGCAGCCCACCCCGCCCACUAUCUCCACCACAAAGAAAGAAACCACAAAGAAACAGAUCGUCAUUAUAGAGGAGGUGGUGGAUGGGCAGGUCGUGAGCUCCUCAAAGGAGGAAGUGACCCUUUGAGGUCCAGCAGGAAGUGAUGUCACAGAAAUGAAAAUAAAGGUGCUUCCAAACCAGCUAUUUUUCUGAGGCUGCAGUUCCUCUGUUGACCACCGGGUGGAGCAUCAAGAAGAAAUUAGCUCAAAGGCUUGUCGAAAUGAGAUGAAAUAAAGCAAAUGAAAGAAAAAAAA
Molecule: messenger RNA, 1571 nt
Organism: Melanotaenia boesemani (Boeseman's rainbowfish)
Lineage: Eukaryota; Metazoa; Chordata; Actinopteri; Atheriniformes; Melanotaeniidae
Product: keratin, type I cytoskeletal 13-like
Exons: 7
Coding region: 61-1404 (447 amino acids)
Molecular function (GO): structural molecule activity
Source: RefSeq, a predicted model, not a curated record